Molecule: messenger RNA, 336 nt
Organism: Bipolaris zeicola 26-R-13
Lineage: Eukaryota; Fungi; Ascomycota; Dothideomycetes; Pleosporales; Pleosporaceae
Exons: 1
Coding region: 1-336 (111 amino acids)
Source: RefSeq, a predicted model, not a curated record
AUGUGCUUCUACGACCAGCACCGUUUUGUCUGUGGCGAUUGGAAGUGGGGCCAUUUCCGCCAGCACUGCGCUAAAGAGUACCGAAUUGGCGAGACGUGUGGCAUGAAGCUCAUCAUGCAAACGGUUCCUACUGGCACAUACUGCAAGCUCUGCGAGAAGAUCAACACCAAGAUGCGCCGCCGAGCCGCUGAGGUGGACCGUGUCGGCCGAUGGCAGCGCGAGGCUCACAAAUUCGCGGCCUCUAUUGAGAAAUCCAUGGAGAUGAUUCGCGCAUUGGACGGGGAAAUCUGUGAGCUAACCAACGAGCGUAACCGCAGACUGCAAGCGAUUCACUGA